Molecule: messenger RNA, 851 nt
Organism: Corylus avellana
Lineage: Eukaryota; Viridiplantae; Streptophyta; Magnoliopsida; Fagales; Betulaceae
Product: serine protease inhibitor, Kazal-type family protein
Molecular function (GO): protein binding
Source: RefSeq, a predicted model, not a curated record
AAAGAAAGAUGCCAAGCGUGUGACGGAAAGAACACCUUUCCUUCUUUGGACGACCGAGAUUCUUUCCUCACAAAAUCAAAAUCCCCUUUCUUGCUGAAUUCCUUCUUCCGUGCUUCGUUCCCCAAUUCCCAAACCCUAAUUGCUUCAAUAAGGGUACGAAUUGGGGAUUUUCUUUCAAAGCCGAAGCGUCUGGGCGAUUUCUAAAAGUUCUCGCCUUUGCGAAUAGGCAACCACCAUGAGCCCCCAAUUCCCCAAACCAACAUGCUCUUUCCUCAUCAUCAUCACCAUCGCCAUAAUCUUCGCCGUUAGCACCAUCCCCACCGUCCGAUCAGACUACAUAGCCUCGGUUGUUGGAUCCUUAGAAAAAAACUACGAUGACUGCAUCCAGACCAAGCCCGCGUCCUGCCCCGUGAACUGUUUCCGGCCCAACCCGGUCUGCGGCACCGACGGCAUGACCUACUGGUGUGGCUGUCCCGACGCCGCCUGCUCCGGCACCACGGUCGCCAAGAUGGGUCACUGCGAGGUCGGCAAUGGCAGUGGCGAGCAGGGCCCUGUCUCGGGCCAGGCCCUCCUUCUUGUCCACAUCGUCUGGCUCAUCGUGCUCGGCUUCUCCGUCUUGUUUGGGCUUCUCUGAUGGGCUUGGGAAUUCUCUGGGGUUCAUAUCAUUGAUUGAUUGGUCAGUUUUUUUAUUUUUUUUGUUUAAGAUUUUUUUCUGAGAAUUUGGGUGCGUGUGUGAGAGAGAGCGGCAGUGCAUUUCUUUCUUGUGUACGUAAGAGACGAAUAUAUACGGAUAGGGAUUGUAUUUUCCUCCUAUUCUUUUUGUUAUAUGUAUAAGCUUCCAUUCUUUUCUU